This is a messenger RNA of Zingiber officinale, 1005 nucleotides long. RefSeq lists its product as uncharacterized. The record is from RefSeq and is a predicted model, not a curated record. The coding region runs from base 1 to 1005 and encodes 334 amino acids. The transcript has 3 exons. NCBI's taxonomy places the organism in Eukaryota, Viridiplantae, Streptophyta, Magnoliopsida, Zingiberales, Zingiberaceae.
AUGCUGGUGCGGCCCGGGAAGGAGAAGGGCGCGGCAGAGAGGGCAGGUGAUCUGUCCGACGUCGACCCACUUGUCGAUGCAGGCCUUGUGGAAGAGGUGGGCGCAGUUCCCGAGCUGCCGGACCUCGUCGCAGGGCUCGAGCGCGGCGAGGCAGACGGCGCAGGGUGGCGCGGCGGUGGAUCGGAGAGCGGAGAAGCGAACGACGGGGAGGCGGUGGUCUACCGUUUUGAUACAAAAGAUGAUCGCGAUAGAGUCUUACAGGGAGGGCCUUACUUUGCUUUUGGAGUUCCCAUUUUUCAGAAGAUUAUGUCAAGGUGUUUUCUCUUCCAUAAAGAUGGUCGACUUGUUCCAGCUUGGAUACAAAUCCAUGGUUUACCACCAGAUUAUUGGUCACAGAAGGUCUUGAGUAUGAUUGGUUCGGAGGUAGGCAAGCCUUUAUACACGGAUAGCUUAACACGAUCAAGGGAGCGGCUAGAGUAUGCUCGUCUUUUGGUGGAGGUUCCGGUCAUUGGGGAUAGAAUUUAUGAGGUUCCAAUCACAUUACCUACCGGAGUGCAGCUUGAUCUCAGAAUCGUUUAUGAAAUGAUGCCUGAAUAUUGUGAGACUUGUAAGAAGAUUGGUCACCGGAAAGAAGACUAUGGUUGUCUGCCUCGCACAGGGAGGGCAAGAUCUAAAUCAGCAGUUGUCCAUCCCUUAGAUCAUGAUGAGGUGGAUGCACAGGAUGUGCAUCAUGAAGAGAAGGCGAAUGCAGAGGAGUUGUCUACUAUACCGGAGGUUUCAAGUAGCAAGGAGGCAUCUUCCUCUUCAGCAGAUCAUCGGUCCCAAACAGAUAGUAGUGGCACAACUCGAUCCUCGGCGCCAUCAUCUUCGGCACCAUCAUCCUCGGCUGCAUCCGUGACACUGGGAUCGACUUCUUCAGCAUCCUCUCAGGUUGAUUCUGUGAGACAUAAAGGGAAGAGCAAGGAAGUGACUGGAAGUAGAGCGCCCCUACAAAGUGGACGAUAA